Molecule: messenger RNA, 3737 nt
Organism: Porites lobata
Lineage: Eukaryota; Metazoa; Cnidaria; Anthozoa; Scleractinia; Poritidae
Source: the annotation of a GenBank genome assembly
AUGACCAAAAAUCUGCUGAUAGUCACGAGACAUUGUUGUCUGUACCUGUACGGAGUGUAUUUAGGAGGUAUGUACUCGCGUUUAUUGUAACUGACUUUAGCUAUAGGGUGUUCAUAGUCCCCUUUUUCGAGAUUUGUCCUUUUUGGGUAAGGGGAUAGGAAGUGUCUGUGCCUAAAAACUUACGGCUACUAAUUUGUACUCUUCGCAAUCCAUCUCUGCAGUCAUGGAAAACAUUAGAAAAUGUAACUGUAGGUGACUAAGAAAAGUCUUGUAGGCUUUCAGUACCAGCCCUGCUGUUGACAUAGGUCAUAAAGAACAAAACCUUUAUCGUAGUAUUUUUGGAUAUAUUGUAGAAUUUCGCUUUCGGUCUACCCACAGCGAAGAAUCAGUUGAAAUGCAGUAGAAGAACGAAUGAACAUUUGCAAAGUGCUAUAAACCAGUAUAAACAGCUAAUGCUUUGAACAGCUGAUGCCGCUUAGAUUUUCAUAUGGACCAAUCUAGGUCUGCAGUGGAAGGUAUAAAAGCUCAACAAUGACGCCCAGCUACAGUGUACCCCGGGGGUAAUUUAAGAAUGGUCGGGUAGGGAUAUGCCACUGGGACCCCGGAACCUUUACUCUAGACCUGACCUAGUAAGUUCGGCUGAAUUUUGCUACCCUAAACUAGACUAAGCCCCCAACAUCUCUCCGCAUCCUAGAGUAGCUAUUUUCAGGAAAUUUCAUACUGGGGUGAACACUUUCUUUGCUAUUUAACUGAAUUAAUUGCAGGUAAAUUCAGAUUUUCCGAUUUCCGGUUCCCCUAGCCUAGAGUAAAAUCUUCAAGCCAUUGACCACGGAGUUUUUCGAAAAAUGACAUCCUUUUUUUUUUAGACACAACCUCUCUGAUUCUAUACCCUACCCAGAGUAGGUUGAAAAACCAGACCCUUAACCCUUUCACUGCCAAAUGUGGCCAAAGGCAAAUUUCGACCAAAUUUCUAAAAUUUUGACAAACAAAUAGCAUCAUGUGAAAGUACAGGCAGAGAUCUUUCAUUUGAAUGGUCACAUCAUAGGUUUUCGUCCAUAGACUCAAAAGGUAGAGUCACCUUACAAAACUCCAUCAAACACCCUGGCAGUGAAAAGGGUUAACAGCGGCACAUACCUAUAAACUGAUUUCAUGUAUGGCAGUACCCCCUGGCAGUAUACCCGCCAGAUAGGCCACUGACAGGCAUAUGUACUCAAGGCAAGCACAAUUUGCAGUGUUAGUGUGAAUAAAAUUACAUGACUAGAGAUUAUUCUUUGUCUAUCUGCAUGUCUUGCUAAACAAGGCGGGUCGGCUAAGACAAUCAAUUAAGAAGAAUUUCUUUAAUUAUCAAUGUUAUUAUUAGUACUGGCUAAUAUAUUUUUCUUUUUUCCCCCUCUUUCCAGCGAUCAUGAAAGUAUGCUGUGGUGCUGUUAAAACAAUAAAGGGUGCUGUCGCAUUUUUUAUCGCAUUUUUCUUCGCUGUUUCCUUGGUUAGACUGGUUGCCGAGAUCUUCAGAUUCGGUACAGGCUGUGCAAAGGAUGAUUCAAUCUGUAUCGCUUUUGUAGUAGGCCUAGGUGUUGUAGUCCUUCUGUUGAUCACCUUAAGGAUGUUAGGACGAAAAAUGGUAUGAGCUAAAUUUGUACUUAGAUUCAACUGCAGUUGCAAUACUACUGAAACAGGUACUUCGCUAAUUCAAAGAUACGCCUGUCGGUUACAGCACACAAAAACACGUGAACUCUGAAGUUCAAAAGCCAGAUAGUGCUUCCGUUCUUCAGUCCUGACAAUCAUCUUAGCAGACCUCUCAGGAAACAGAAAUUGUCUUCAACGAGUUCAAAAGUUCGUGGUUUGUGGUUUAUGAUUGGUGGAUUUCGAUCCAUGUUUUGGUUUUCUGUGUUUCGCAGUAACGACUUAGGUCACGUGGUUUUGUUUGUCAAACCAAAAAGGUGAGCUCACGUUGUACAAGGGCACAGGUACUAGUUGGAGAUAAAUGCUAAAAGUAGUACUGAUUCAGGCUCCGAAGGCUUUUUAUAGACAUUCAAAGUUAUUUAAGAUUGUUUACUGCUAAGUAGUGUAAAAUCAGCUUGUGGAUGAUAAGUGACAAGUAAGAAGGAAAACAAUAGCAGCGCGCUUUAUCACUCAUAAUGUUCCUUUAUUAGUGGGAAGCCACUAAUCCAACAUCUUUUAGAGCAAUCGGUGCGAAGGGUUUUUAUAACGUACAGUGUUAUGCACGAAACGGUUUCUAUUUAUGCUGCCUUUGUUUAACCACUACGCCACUGCGUUUUGCUCUUCCCUUUCAGCCUAUCUAUUUCCCAGUCUCUUGUGGUCACAGAAAGUUAAUAUUUACCGGAACAAGUUCCAAAUCGCUUGAAGAAAUACUUUUGUGCGUUGAACAAAAUAUCCCGACAGAAGAGGAACUUCGUCACUUGAAAGAAAGAGCUCAAUGUUAUCUGAAUGAUAUCAAGGUUCAGCUGGAAAAGGCAGCAGGAAUGCAAAUGAAGCUUAUCUUUUCAGGAAGUACGGUUGAGAGAUACGGAAUCCCACGGAUGCUGUUAGGUAAUAGCUGCUGCGCUGGUUUCAGUCUUGGUUCUCUUCACACUGAUCUUGACGUCAUGAUUUGCCCCAUGGCAGUAAGAGCUUGUUUUUCAGGUCAAGGGGACAUACAUUUGGCACCCCUUUUUAUCGAUGGCGUCAAGGUUAUUGGAUACACUAAGCUAUUUCGCCUUACUCCUAUGCACAAAACGAUUUGGACCAGCCCAAGGCUUGUCAUAAAUGAAGUCGAAGAUUCUGUGAAAAGCACCCCUCUUCUCAAUUUUCCUAAGAAACCAUGGUAUGUUUUGGCGCCAAAAAUACAUGUCGAAUCCAAGGGGCCAGCAUUGAAGAUUAGCGUGCCUGCUGGUUUUGAGUUGGACGUCACAUUUUGUUUCUACUGCCCUGAGUGGCCAACCAAUAGUGACUGGCCUUCUCGACCACGCUACUGGCCUAGUAUGGCUGAUGCGCAGAGGAUUAUGUCACUUGGCUGUCAUGUGGUAGCAAAGUCGGCACCAAGCGACAAGGAGAACAAAAGCUGGAGAUUCUCUUUCUCUGUGGCAGAAUGUGAACUAUCUAAGCUAGUACCAGAUACAGCAAAGAAAUGUUUCUUGGCAUUGAAAAUCAUCCUAAAGGACCAUCUCCAGCCAGUAGUUCCUGAAAUCGGUUCAUACCACAUUAAAACUAUUUUUCUUAACACUAUGGAAAAAUUACCAGUCGGUUUCUGGGCAGACGAAAACAUUGAAAUAUGCUUUCUAACAUUACUGACAGAGCUUCACAUUGCCCUUCGGAGAAUGAAAUGCCCACAUCAUUGGUUUAGUUCCAUCAAUUUGUUUUCAAUUAAGGCUGAGAAGUUGCAACUUCUUGCUAAGAAAGUGCAAAGAAUUCGACAGGAUCCAUCUCCUUUUAUCUUGGAUGAUGGCUGCUGCUGCGUCUCGUCAUGUUGUGUGCGUGUACCGGAGGAGCACUUUACCUCCCGGGACAUCCAAGAAAUCAUUGCCGAUUACGAAGAGAGUCCCAUUUGUGUGCGGGCCAGUGACGACGGUAUGUGUCGAGAAAAUAAUUUUGUGGACCUUUGGCAUGAUGUAAAUUCGCCCAAGGUACACAAGGUCAGCGUAAAGGUAACUCCAAACAAAGAGCAAAAUCCCUCCCAAAGGAUGGAAGACCACCAAAUUUUGGCAGAUGAUUUGGACCUGCUUAUUCAGGACGUGUAA